Drosophila novamexicana is the source of this 1662-nucleotide messenger RNA. Its product is annotated as neo-calmodulin-like. NCBI's taxonomy places the organism in Eukaryota, Metazoa, Arthropoda, Insecta, Diptera, Drosophilidae. The transcript is spliced from 2 exons. The record is from RefSeq and is a predicted model, not a curated record. Gene Ontology annotation, molecular function: calcium ion binding. The coding region runs from base 943 to 1386 and encodes 147 amino acids.
CAUUAGGUGGAAUACUUCCCACACACAAAACGAAUUUUAUCAGAUACAAUUUUAAAAACAGAACCUUUCAAUUACAUGAUGUUGCCCAUAAAUAUGCUGUUGCCAGCGCUUCUAAUUGGUCUAAUUGCAUUGAGCCAAUUGCCAUAUGGCAAUGCGAGAGCUUUGGUUAGCCCCCCAGGGGUGAUGGCCAGCGCUAAUGCCACGGGAAGCCUGAAAACCAAUGUUACCAAUCAAAACGCAACCAUUGUUGUGGCCAGGGAUACUGAUCGGAGCAAUGACACCGCCGUAACAACACUGCCAGCACAGACCAAGUCCCUCGAGAGGUCCCAGUCCACGGGCAGCACUGUGGUUACGAAUAUUGUGCGCAGAAAGCGUGCUGAGACCGAGCCGACAUUGCCCUUCGAUUUUCAUACAAUGCAUCUGCCAUGCGAUUUAGAUCAAAACGGCAGAGCUCAGGUAAUCGAUGCCUUUCCCAAUCAUUGCAUCUGGGUUUGGAACAAUAAAUUUGUGCAUGAGGGCUUCUUUCGGGUUUUCAAGACAUAUCAGCUGGAGGCGUUCUUCUUUGGACAGUAUUAUGAGCGCUUGAAGCGCUUUGAGGUCGAUCCUCACAGUUGGGACUACAGCAACACAGGAUUCUAGAUAGCCCCUAGAAAGCAAGAAUCCAAUUAGCCGACAAAAGUAAAAGGUUCAAUAAUAGUAAUGUUUUAGAAUAAAUGCGCAAAGAUUUUCGUUGCAUUUAUGCGAGAGAUGGUAAUGCGAGAGAUGACAAUGCGGGAGAUAAAAAUUUUAAUCGGAAACUAAAAACUUAGUUUGAAGUAGGCGAAGCAAAGAUGACGAAUACAGCACACUGGCAAAUAUAUUUAUAACCCCCGAGUGGAGCACACUUUUCAUUACUCUUAGAUUUUUGUUUUUAUUUUACAAAAUUCUAUCGUGCUAAUUAAAAUGGAUCUGAGUGACUAUGAGCUGGAGGAAUUUAAGCGAGCCUUUCAAAUACUGGACCGAGACGGAGAGGGUAGCAUUCAGGCGAAAGAUUUGGGCGUGUUCAUGCGAGAUUUGGGAUUGUCGCCCACAGAAAGCGAGUUGGAGUCAAUGAUCAACCAGCUGGACUCAGAUGGUAACGGGAGCAUCGAUUUUGAAGAGUUUGUCACUGCCAUGACGGCAAAACUGAAAGCAGCACCAGAUUUGGAUGUUCUGCGCGAGGCGUUUAGUGUCUACGACAAAGAGAAUACCGGCUAUAUAGGAGUGGAUCAGCUGCGUACCGUAAUGAUAGCGUUAAAGCUGAAGCCCACAGAUGAGGAGCUUGACGAACUGAUACGCGUAGGCGACAUAGAUGGCGACGGCUACCUCAACUACGAAGAGUUCGUUCAGUUGAUGAGCCCCCAUUAGAAAACAAGAACCGCCCAAAGAAACAAACAGAAACAGAAACUACUUCAUUCCAGUAAUGCGUAUAUCUCCAGAAUCAUCAGCAGAAGCCAGAACAGUUAUUAUUAGAGUAGAAGAAGCGUUUAGAUAAGUUAAGGGGUAUACAUUAAAUUUGUUUUAUGAAAACUCAGUGAGUAACAGAACUGUAUACAAAAUUGUAAGAGCAUAAUUUGGUUUAAAAGAUUUACCCAACGACUCGUUUAAUGAAAGCUUGCUUAACAGACUUGGAUAUAUAAAUAU